AGUUCCUCGAGAAUCUGGAGAUUCCAAUGAUUUGAUGUUGGAAGAAGUGGAGGAUCUGUUCGGUGGGUUGUCUUCAGCCAAGUAUGACUUACAACGGCGACAACUGGGAGAACAACGCCGUCAAGAAUAUCAGCUUUUCCUGGAACAGGAAAAAAUCAAAAAGAGUUGUAAAAGUGGAUCAGAAUUAUAAAGAAUUAUUAAAUAAGAAACGAAAUGAAGAGCGAAAACACAACGAACGCAAUGGAGUGGAGGGCAUGGAUAUCGACGACUUUGAUCCUGUAGAGGACAACCAUACAAAUGGAUAUACAGUGCCAAUUGUGGGCCAAUUUUAUUGCUCCAACAAUAAGUUUAGUCCCGAUUUCAUAACACCCAGGAGUCGAUUAUUAGCCACACAUUCGAGUCGAUUAAAGGCACAAAAAUAUAGGGAAGAACUCCGCAAACAGUGCGAAGAAAGACAACGGAUUAAGGAUGAGGAGAGAGAACGCAUCCGUCUUGAGGAGGAAGAACUCGAA
Oppiella nova is the source of this 512-nucleotide messenger RNA. Lineage: Eukaryota; Metazoa; Arthropoda; Arachnida; Sarcoptiformes; Oppiidae. The record is from the annotation of a GenBank genome assembly.